Fonsecaea nubica is the source of this 903-nucleotide messenger RNA. RefSeq lists its product as hypothetical. The transcript is spliced from 6 exons. The record is from RefSeq and is a predicted model, not a curated record. Gene Ontology annotation, molecular function: monoatomic ion channel activity. NCBI's taxonomy places the organism in Eukaryota, Fungi, Ascomycota, Eurotiomycetes, Chaetothyriales, Herpotrichiellaceae. Gene Ontology annotation, biological process: monoatomic ion transport. Gene Ontology annotation, cellular component: plasma membrane; endoplasmic reticulum. Bases 1 to 903 code for a protein of 300 amino acids.
AUGAUUGUCCAUCCAGACAUGUUGAAGACCGCACCCACAGCUUCCACCUCGGUGGCUCCUAUCCCAACCGUCAUCCCAACUCCUCCCAUCUACCUCAAGGCCGGAGAUGUCGGCCAUAGAACUCUGUGGGUGGUGGUAGUCCUCAUGGCCCUGUCUUCCCUUGCAUUCUACGGCAUGGCUUUCCGUGUUCCAGUUCAAAAAAGGCUCUUCCACAUUCUGACCUCUUUCAUCACGACCAUCGCCUUCCUGUCUUACUUCGCCAUGGCUACCGGAGAUGGCCUCACGUUCGUCUCAUACACUGUUACAGAGCACCACAAGAAAGUCCCAAAUACUCAUCAGGAAUAUCUUCGUGCUGUGUAUUGGGCGAGAUAUAUUGACUGGAGCAUAACAACUCCUCUCCUACUCUUGGAUCUCGCUCUCCUUGCAGGUCUGAGUGGCGCCAAUAUUCUGGUUGCUAUCUUUGCCGACGUUGUUAUGGUUCUUGCUGGACUAUUUGCAGCUUUUGGCCAGGCCCAUGACAGCCAGAAAUGGGGCUGGUACGCUUGGGCCUGCAUUGCGUUCCUCGUGAUUGUCUACCAACUUGCCGCCAAUGGUCGCGAGGCUGUGGCCAGCAAGGACAGCAAGACCAAAGCGUUCUAUGCUUCGAUUGCUGGAUAUACCCUCAUUGUGUGGUUGCUCUACCCAAUCAUCUGGGGCCUUGCUGAGGGCGGUCACGUCAUUGGCCUUGACUCCGAAAUCAUUGCUUAUGCCGUCCUCGAUAUUCUUGCCAAGCCGGUCUUCGGCUUCUGGCUUCUGUUCACCCACGACAGCAUGUCAAGCACCUCUCCGUCACUUGAAGGAUUCUGGUCCCAGGGAUUUGGCACCCAAGGAACUCUCCGAGUUGGUGAUGACAGUGAAGCUUAA